CGAUAGAUCCUGCGGUCACACUAGCGUCUCUGCUCUUCGUUUCUGCUAAAAUUUGUCAAAAACACAUAAAUAAAUCAGAAUAAUUAUAAAUAUAAUAUAUGAAUUACAAAAUAAGUAACUGCACGAACUGAAAACGGAAAAAGCGAUCAGCAAAGACCAGAAAACAAGCCAAAUCGGAGAACAGUAUGAAAAUGGUGUUGUCGCAGCGGCAGCGCGAGGAGCUUAACCAAGCGAUUGCCGAUUAUUUGGGCUCAAAUGGCUACGGCGACUCACUGGAGACCUUCCGCAAGGAGGCCGAUGUCAGCACAGAGUCGGAGAAGAAGUAUGGCGGUCUGCUGGAGAAGAAGUGGACAUCGGUCAUACGCCUGCAGAAGAAGGUGAUGGAACUAGAGGCUAAGCUCACCGAAGCUGAGAAAGAGGUUAUCGAGGGUGCGCCCACAAAGAACAAACGCACGCCCGGCGAAUGGAUACCACGCCCGCCAGAGAAGUUCUCUCUGACUGGUCAUCGAGCCAGCAUAACGAGGGUUAUAUUUCAUCCCAUAUUUGGCCUCAUGGUUUCAGCAUCGGAAGAUGCCACCAUUAGGAUUUGGGAUUUCGAAACUGGCGACUAUGAGCGCAGUCUAAAAGGACACACCGACUCUGUGCAGGAUGUGGCAUUCGAUUCGCAGGGCAAGCUCUUGGCUUCCUGCAGCGCUGACUUGUCCAUCAAAUUGUGGGAUUUCCAGCAGAGCUACGAAUGUGUUAAAACAAUGCACGGUCACGAUCACAAUGUAUCAUCGGUGGCCUUUGUGCCCGCCGGUGAUUAUGUUCUGUCUGCUUCACGUGAUCGAACCAUCAAAAUGUGGGAGGUGGCCACCGGGUACUGCGUGAAGACAUAUACUGGCCAUAGGGAGUGGGUGCGAAUGGUGCGAGUGCACAUUGAGGGCAGCAUCUUUGCCACAUGCUCAAACGAUCACACAAUACGUGUUUGGUUGACGAAUUCAAAAGACUGCAAGGUUGAAUUACGCGAUCAUGAGCACACGGUGGAGUGCAUUGCCUGGGCUCCGGAAGCCGCAGCAUCAGCGAUAAACGAAGCAGCCGGAGCGGACAACAAGAAGGGCCACCACCAGGGCCCAUUCCUUGCAUCUGGUUCUCGAGACAAAACCAUACGCAUUUGGGAUGUGAGCGUUGGACUGUGCCUGCUCACGCUUAAUGGCCACGACAAUUGGGUGCGUGGCUUGGCAUUCCAUCCGGGUGGCAAGUAUUUGGUGUCGGCCAGCGAUGACAAGACCAUCAGGGUCUGGGACUUGCGCAACAAGCGAUGCAUGAAGACGCUCUACGCACAUCAGCAUUUCUGCACCUCCAUAGAUUUUCACAAGGCGCAUCCGUACGUCAUCAGCGGCAGUGUGGAUCAAACAGUUAAGGUCUGGGAGUGUCGUUAAAGCAAAUUAAAACUCAGCAAAAGUUUUGCUUACUUCUCAAUUUAAACAUAAAUAAAGCUAAUAUAAUAAAUCACACACAACACCGCAACCCACAACACACACACACACAUAAAUGCAACAGUCUCAGCCACCUCCAGCAGCAAGUUUAUUUUCCAGACGCUUUCAGUGUCAGCGUCCGUCAGCAAAAUGAACAUAUACGAGUAGUGUAUUUUAAACCCGAAUGCAAAAUCGCGAAAAGAAUUAUUUAUUUAAUUGUACAACCUUCUAACUAAAUAUGUAACUACCUACCUACCUACUAUAUACAAAGUACAUGUACGUUAAUGCCUAUGCAUAUACACCUACGAUUAUUAUUUCGUUUAAUGUAAUGCUGUGUCGGGUCGUUCGACCCUUCGCUAAUCCCAAAAGCAGCGGCUCGCUUAAAAAAACAGGCACAAGCAGAAAAUUACGUCUAUAGUUGAAUGGAUUGAUGGAGAGUUUUGGCAUGCGAGUGCACAACCAAACAUAUUCAUCUGAUAAAAUGUUCCAGUAGAUAAAUAUUGAUUGUCCAUCCACAAACAUACACUCAAGUCAAAUGAAAUCAUAAAACAAGUUUACAUUGAUGUUGUUGAAAGUGUUUAAAUGUUUGCAAAUGAAGGAAGGAAAGUAUUUCAACGAUUUACGAAAACUUUUACUCACCAGAGAAACGAAACUUGUUAUUGAGAAUUAUACUUGAAUUAUUAUACACAAUUUUUACCAUAAAUGAGGUGAGGUAAUGUCUACGACACACACAAAUGAUGGCUUCUCUUUUAACCGUAUUCACUCUGCUCUGAUUUGUGUGUCCUUUUGUUUUUUGAGAAAGAAGGAUCUAACAUAAACAUAAAUAAAAUCCAUCAAAAUGCUUACAUGUUUAAGUUGGCUUUAAGUUCAAAGUAUGAUUUACGUUUACGGUUUACAAUACAUAGUAGAAAAAUGCUGCAAAUUUAUUAUAAUAAUUUGUAUAAGUGCAAAA
Messenger RNA from Drosophila subobscura, 2409 nucleotides. It is a transcript of the gene Lis-1, whose product is annotated as lissencephaly-1 homolog. The coding region runs from base 186 to 1421 and encodes 411 amino acids. Gene Ontology annotation, cellular component: kinetochore; microtubule associated complex; nuclear envelope. Gene Ontology annotation, biological process: nuclear migration; establishment of mitotic spindle orientation; microtubule organizing center organization. Gene Ontology annotation, molecular function: microtubule plus-end binding; dynein complex binding. NCBI's taxonomy places the organism in Eukaryota, Metazoa, Arthropoda, Insecta, Diptera, Drosophilidae. The transcript has 8 exons. The record is from RefSeq and is a predicted model, not a curated record.